This is a messenger RNA of Selaginella moellendorffii, 1695 nucleotides long. RefSeq lists its product as uncharacterized. The transcript is spliced from 11 exons. Gene Ontology annotation, molecular function: ATP hydrolysis activity; ATP binding. The record is from RefSeq and is a predicted model, not a curated record. The coding region runs from base 1 to 1695 and encodes 564 amino acids. Gene Ontology annotation, cellular component: mitochondrial outer membrane. Lineage: Eukaryota; Viridiplantae; Streptophyta; Lycopodiopsida; Selaginellales; Selaginellaceae.
AUGCUGAGCAGGUUGUGGGAAAGAAAAUCUAAAGUUCUCAAAGCCAAGGGCUCUAGCGAUGAGCCACCAAAGGAAUUGGAGGCUAGGCCCGUCGAGAACACUGAUCCACCACCAAAGGAAUUGGAGGCCAAGAACACUGAUCCACCACCGAAGCAAUUGGAGGUCAAAAACACUAAUCCACCGCCAAAGGAAUGGGAGGAUAGGCUCGUCAAAAGCACUGAUCUUACAGUGUCACUGGAUAGCUUUCCUUACUACCUUGAGGUCGGAGAUCUAUCAAGAGACUCUGGCCAUGGCUGUGGCCAAGGAUCUCAAUGCUUCAAGAACAAGGCUGAUGAUGAUGACGGGCAAGAAAACGAUGAAAUCGAUGAAGCGUUUGUAAAGUCGAAGGUUUUAGAGAGGUGCACACGGCUGGUGGUGUACUUUCCUGAUCCGGAAGACUGGUUUCGGAGAGCUGUGGCAAUAACACAGAGGAAAGAGUUCCUUGAGAAACUGCAGGAUAAGCUAGACAUGCUCUCGGGUGGUAUAGUACUCAUUGCAUCGAGGAUUAACGUUCAGAACAAGUGCACCCGAAGCCCGGGGCACACAGGUUAUUACCUUGAAGACAUUUACAGCUUAUUCGAGAACAAGGUGAAGAUUGUUCCACCAAAGAUAGCGUACGACGAGUACGAAAAAAUGCUUUUGCCGUGUGUGAUUGCUGCUGGCGAGACUGGAGUGUCGUUCAGAAAUGUUGGCGGCUUGAAAAAAGUAAAAGCCACACUGCAAGAGCUUGUGAUCCUUCCUUUGACAAGGCCAAAGCUAUUUAGCAAAGGAAAUUUACUCAAGUGGUACGGUGAGGCCGAAAAGUUGGCCAAGGCAGUCUUCACACUGGCAGAGAAGCUCGCACCCACGAUUAUCUUUGUGGAUGAAGUGGACAGCAUUUUAGGAGCAAGAGGCGAGCUAAAUGAGGAUGUAACCUCUCGCAGCGUCAAGAACGAGUUUAUGACAGCGUGGGAUGGCCUUCGCACCAAAGAUGACAAGAGAGUUAUGGUUUUGGCAGCCACGAAUAGGCCAUUUGAUCUUGACGAAGCUGUCAUUCGGCGUCUCCCCAGAAGGAUCUUGAUCAGUCUCCCGAAGGGGUCAAGCCGAGUGGAAAUCCUCAAGGUUUUGUUGGAAGGCGAGAAGCUGGACAAGAAGUUUGAUUUGGAGGAGCUGGGCCGUUUAACAACUGGAUACUCAGGAAGUGACUUAAAGAACCUAUGUACUGCAGCUGCUUACGUGCCAGUGAGGGAGCUUCUGGCUAAGGAAGCUGAGGUUUGCCGCACGGCACGCUUUGUUAAUACUCAACUGGAGGCCUGGAACCAGCAAUAUGGUGAAGUUAAGGAGAAAGACAUGGAGAUCGUCAAUGGCGUCUACCAGAAACAAAACUGGUUUGGUAUAGCAGUGAAAACACCGGAGAUAAGCAAGAAUGUCAAGGAAGAGCUCUGCAAAAUUUGUGGUUUCAUUACUUUCAUUGCAUUCAGAACGUCUGAGAAGGACAAUCGUCAGCAGGGCAGGAGAGGUCACAGCGCGACUACGGCAGCCACGAUAGCGACCAGGGCAUGGAAGGCGGCGAGGGUGGGCACAGCACAAAUGGGAUUUAGGCGGGAGGCUCAAGCUUCAGCAGCGGCAGCACAACUGGUAGUGGCAGCACCACCAAGCAACGGCACCAAGCAGUAG